AUGUUUCGCCUGAUCCUUGCGAUCGUGUCAGCCACCAUAGCCGUGAGCGCCAUUCCAGCCACGCUACCAAACCCUGCGGAAUUAGCCUUCAAAUUAGGCGAAGAAGAGUUUGAAGACUACCUUGAUAAGUGGCUUGAGAUUGAAGAAAAGAAAUGGGUUAAUGUAUCAUCGGCUGCUACAGCACGUAGUGCAUGCACUUUUCGAGUUAAUGGUGAUCUUGGACAGCCUCAGCCAGUCUAUAUCCAUAGAUCAAGAAAUACAUUCUUGGCACCCACUGGAAACAGUGGUCAAGUCCGCCUCAAUGCUAAUGAAGAAAUCAUCGUAUCCUGUCCAGGACCAGGCCGACUCAUUCGUCAUCCCAAUAUUAUUACAAAUGUUCAAACUGCUAAUGCGAGAUGCGUUAGCGGUAAUCUCGUAUCAGGUGCGGGAUGGUUAAAUGGAAAUAGAGCAUUCGGACAAUUGACGUGUUCAAAUCAUCCUUUCUUUGAAGCCCAGCAAACGAACCAAAGAUGUUUUAAUAACAACAUUGUCAUUAGGUCAGGAUUUAUUGUUAACAAUGUCUUUCACACUGUAUACUGGUCCUGCUUCGACCAAAACAGAAUGGAAGUUUUAUACGUUUGGUAUAACCAAAAUCCUACUAAUGCCGUUCACCAAACCGGUGUCGACAGACCAAGCUGGCUACCGGGUUCAUUCUUCCCUGGUGUUAACAUAAACAAUGUCUACACACAAAAUAACCAACGAAAUAUCAUCGGAAGAUUGGUAGGAACCAAUAUGGUGGGCCGAUACAUCACUUCCACUCAGUUCUUGGCUCGUGGUCACCUUACUGCCAAAAGUGACCAUGUAUUUGCAUCUGCACAGCGAUCCACCUUCUUCUUUAUUAACGCUGCGCCACAAUGGCAACCAUUCAAUGCUGGUAACUGGAAUAACCUUGAGCAGAACCUUCGCCGAAGAAUUGGCGUAGCUGGAUACAACACCGUCAUCUACACUGGUACCUUCGGUGUAACCCAAUUACGUGACGGCAAUGGACGUUUUGUAAAUAUUUUCUUAGAGUCCAAUAAUCGAGUGCCAGUUCCUCAAUAUUUCUACAAGGUCGCUUACGAUGCAUCUAGACGCCGUGGUACUGCCUUUAUUAGUAUUAACAACCCUUACUACACUUUGGCUGAGGCUCGAGGAUUACAAUUCUGCACGGACAGAUGUCGUAAUAACGCCGCUUUCAACUGGAUCAACUGGCAGCCUGACCGCGUAGACAUCGGCUACAGUUUCUGCUGCACGAUCGCAGACUUCAGAAAUCGUGUUGGUCAUAUUCCAAACUUCGACGCAUCUAAUGGCCUUCUUUCUUAA
Molecule: messenger RNA, 1341 nt
Organism: Nymphalis io (European peacock)
Lineage: Eukaryota; Metazoa; Arthropoda; Insecta; Lepidoptera; Nymphalidae
Gene: Nuc
Exons: 7
Coding region: 1-1341 (446 amino acids)
Biological process (GO): apoptotic DNA fragmentation
Cellular component (GO): nucleus; mitochondrial inner membrane
Molecular function (GO): metal ion binding; nucleic acid binding; single-stranded DNA endonuclease activity
Source: RefSeq, a predicted model, not a curated record